CAAAAGGGUAGUGUCUGAUAAAACAAACAUAUAGGGGUUUGUAAUGGUAUUUCUAUUGGCUUAUUGUAAACGGGAUAUAAAAACACCUCAAAGCCAAACUGCAAAAAUAUUUGUGUGUGCGCGUGCGCGUUGGUGCCGCAUAUGGCGUGUCUUUUGCGGUCAGUUCUCCGCGGGUUGUGCUUCAGGCUGCGGGUGCCAGGUGACGCAAUGCCUCAGGAUGUUAUAAAGUGUGAGGGUAGAAGAAGAGGGACGCGUCACAGCACCUGCAGAGCAAACGACCAGGUCAACGGUUGGGUACCAGGCACAGAUUUGGUUAAUGGAGCUGUUGUUCGCAAUGGCUGCCGAGCUGCUGAGAGUACAAAAAGCAACAGCGUACCAGCUGGCACACUAAAUGGUACCAGACAACAAUGGGGGGUUAAUGGUUAUAUUAACUACAGGUACAAGGCUAAGAGUACGAACGCAGCACAAAAACAAGGAGGCGGGAUUUCUUCUGUCACUAAUGCCUCAGCAGCUGGCAGGGUCAACAACAGAGGCAUUCCAGGUGGCGUCUCAGUCAGUGGGGCCACCAGCCUAGACACUGUUGCUUUUACCUGUUAUUCUGACAGAAGGACACCAGAGCUCAGCCCUUCAGCAGCGAAGAAGAAUCAGAGGAGGAGGAAGAAAUUCAGACAUCAUAAGAGAGAUACUGAAGCCACCUGUCCAGAGAACUCUUCAGUCCUAUUGGUGCCACCAACAGAGGAGGAAGACUGGGAACAUGAGAUCCAGAAAUUGCCGCUCACUGACUGGGAAAAGAUGUAUUUUGGGGUCAGACCCUAUGGCCCAGAAGAUGUGCUCCAAGAUGUGCAGGCUUUGACACUUGAGCAAAGGGACACAGUUGACCUGCCAGUGACAGUCGGUUACAGGCCUUUUGUGCACCACCCAUGCCCCAUCAAGUGGUCCUACGUCAGCCAUCACGCUGAACCAGACCAAUUCUCAGACGCUGACGACAUAAUACAAGUUCUCAUCAAACAUGGAUGACACCCGAGGCUCAGAGAGAGGUCCAGAAAAUGUAUGUACAUGUGAUUACGUUAUGCAGUACUGUGUGUUACAAAAGAGUCUGCUUAUUCUAAAGUGUUAUGAAUUUAAAAAAAUGUUCAUACAGGCAAAAAAAUUAAAAGUAAUUCAAAGAAGUAGGCAGAAAAUUUCUCUCUGUACCAGGAAGAGAACACUGGGUGCAAGCUGAAGCCGUUGGCAGAGGCUGUUGGCAUUUGUCUUUUGCUUUUGCUGGUUUGCUGGCAAUGCCUACGCCUGCUUGGUUCCUUUUAUGGCCAAGCAAUGGCCAGAACAAAGCCAAUUCCUUUAGAUGAAGAAAUCAAGAUUUUUGGUGUUUGGCAAGGUUCAUGGGAUUAUUUUUUUUAAUUGCCAGUAUUAAUAAUUCAUAAUAAGAUGAUUAAAAAAUAGAAAUCAUAUAAAAAAAGUCUGUGAAGCUGUAAGUCUUCUUAUUCUCUAUGUGAAAAGGAGGAUGGGCAGCUCUACAUUUCUAGUCUUUUUAGGAUGGCAAAGUGUCUGUGUGUACUUCUUGAACUUAUAACUCGUCUGCCUGGAUAAACAUGAGCAUAGACGCACACAAACACCUUCUGUACUGUGUGUUGAGAUUGUUGGGAGUUAGGUGACAGAUACUGUGAAUGCUUGGACCUAAAUUAAGCUCAAUGCUUCAUCAAAAACAUCCUGCCUUCCUACUUGAACUGAGAUUGUGGUGACUUCUCACAGAGUGCCUAGGUAUAUUAGUGGGAACAAACACAUUCUCAUUCACAUGCUCAAGGAUGAGUAAAGCCCAAUAUGUUUAGUUAUAACUUGUUUCACAGUUUAUUUUUAGUAAUGGAAUAUCACAGUCCUUGUGAUUCAUAAAUAUGAACACUGUUACUCACUUUGCUGUGACAAAGUUGCUGUCACCAUUUGUAACAAUCUUUUCUGGUAUGUUACAAUAAGUACUCUAUAGAGCAAAAUGUACUUUAGGAAGGAGGCGCAACACAGACAAAGUGCACUGCAUAUAUGGUCUAUGCUGUAAAUGUUUAUAAAAGGCUUAGGCUUUUCAUGCAUCAGUGCGCAUACAUGCACACAGAUAAGAUUUGAAAAGGGCAGGAGUGGAGUGCAGCAAACUGCAUUUUCUAAAGUUUGUACAGUUUUGAGAUACUUUCGACUACUUUGAAAUAUGACCUCUCAUCAUAAUUCUGCAAUUAAAACAAGCUUAUUAAACAUGAUGCCCUGUUUGACUUAAAUCUCCCACAUGUAUAAUUAGAGCAGCAGCAUCAUCAGAAAAAUAACUGGGAGGAUGAUGAGUAAAACAUUUUAAAUUCUGAAAAACAACUUUCAGAAUGAAAGAAUGAAAUGCAGCAUUAUUCCACUGUGUUGCUACUUUUGCUUGAAGGUGUUUCCCAUAUGCUCACUGGAAAAGAGAAAAUAUUCACCUGUGUGCACACAAAUGCAGUAUGACUUGUAUACAGUCAGGGCAAAAAACUGGGUGGGAGCAGGGGAGGUGAAGGAGGAGAGCUCUGCACCACUCUGCUCCAGCUCCACUUCCACCAGUGACCCCCUGGUCGUAAAUCUGAGAGUAAAAGACCAUUUCUGGCUCCUUCUCGCUCUCUCUUACUUUUACUUUCUGGUACUGCACCUAUCAUUAACAAGAAGUGGCUGUCAGUCUUUAAUACAGACUUAAUUAUAUCCUUUUGGCAAGUCAGAUAUUAAUCUGUUUGACAAGCAAGUUCAGAAGGUGAAAUCUCGAUGUCUGGUUGCAGAUGUUGUGGACUUAAAAAUGUAACUUGGCUGAUGCAACAACAAAUCUCACUGUUCAUCUCUAUCUGUCAUCAGACAAUCGAUUUCCCUGCCUUGACAUUCAGUUCACUGAGCAGAGCUGCAUUGCGAAAACAAGAAUUAAGUCAUUUUUACUCUUGCUCAUUAAGCAUGCAUGUCUUCUUAUUUACACCCACUCCAAAUCUUUCUGUAUGACGGUUGCCAUCAAGAAAAAAAAAAAGAAAGAAAGGAGGUGAGAA
Messenger RNA from Monopterus albus (swamp eel), 3029 nucleotides. RefSeq lists its product as uncharacterized. The transcript has 5 exons. Bases 142 to 1017 code for a protein of 291 amino acids. Lineage: Eukaryota; Metazoa; Chordata; Actinopteri; Synbranchiformes; Synbranchidae. The record is from RefSeq and is a predicted model, not a curated record.